Messenger RNA from Pygocentrus nattereri (red-bellied piranha), 3913 nucleotides. RefSeq names its product synaptotagmin VIb (gene syt6b). Gene Ontology annotation, molecular function: calcium-dependent phospholipid binding; phosphatidylserine binding; clathrin binding. Bases 288 to 1919 code for a protein of 543 amino acids. Gene Ontology annotation, biological process: regulation of dopamine secretion; calcium-ion regulated exocytosis; regulation of calcium ion-dependent exocytosis. The record is from RefSeq and is a predicted model, not a curated record. The transcript has 7 exons. Lineage: Eukaryota; Metazoa; Chordata; Actinopteri; Characiformes; Serrasalmidae. Gene Ontology annotation, cellular component: membrane.
GAAAAAAGAGAGACCAAACGCAGGAGCAAGGACAAAGAAUAUCGAACCAUAACGCAAAGCUGAGUUGGAUCUGAUGUUGUGCAGCACUUUUGCCCCCAGAACUCGUAGGGCUUCCUGGGGGUUCACUAAGCCCCUUCCCGCCUACACACUCACACACAUGCCCACAUUCAGGAUCCAUCGAACAAGACCUAGAACUAGUAGCAUGUAUUUUUGAUGUGCUGCCAGUCAUCUACUUUAUCUUAGACCUAGAUGGUAGUGACAGACCUUGGGCAAACAAGGCUUGAACGAUGCAUGUCGCCGCCCCAGCUGAGGAGCAUGAUGUGUUUUGUGAAAAAGCUGUGGCCCUAAUCGUUGACCUCUGCCUGGACGACAGCCCUCUGCUGGACACGGACACAUGUCAGGACUUCCUGGUGUUGCUGACCAACCACAGCCAUGACAUCUCCAGCUCAGACAUUUCUUUCAGUGUCUUGCUGCUGGUGUUUGUGCUGUGUGGCCUGGCCCUGCUGGGUGUCAUCAGCCUUGCCACCUGGAAACUGUGUUGGGUGCCCUGGCGCAGCGAAGCCCUCUCGUCCAGCGCCACUGCCCUCAACCCCUCCCGCCUGGACAGAGAGCGUAUCAGAAAAGUUGACCAAGACUAUUACUCAACCCAAGGACACAUCAUGGCAGACGACAAGCUGAAGGGUCCUGGAAACUUCCUCGAGGCAGCAGUGAAGAUCAGUCACACGUCUCCAGAUAUCCCUGCAGAUGUGCAGCUGUCCAUGAAAGACCACCUGCUAAGACGCACACGCAUUGCCAGGCAGACCACCGAGCCAGCCUCCUCCAACAGGCAUAGUUCCUUCAAGAAGCACCUACCCAGACAGAUGCACCAUGUUACAAGUGUGGACCGUGGCAGCGAUUUUUUGGAUGUGGAAGACCACUCCACCUGCACGGCGGCCUCUCUUGGCCGAAUACAGCCUGAACUUUACAAACAAAGCCUGCAGGAGACUGAGGAAUCAUCCAAGAACGGAGCAGCAAAAACCUGUGGCAAAAUCAACUUCUCACUAAAGUACGAUUAUGAAGGUGAACUUCUGCUCGUCACCAUUCUCAAAGCCAUGGACCUGCCAGCCAAGGACUUAUGCGGUAGUUCGGACCCCUAUGUCAAGAUUUACCUGCUGCCAGACCGCAAAUGCAAGUUCCAGACCCGUGUGCACCGCAAGACCCUCAACCCCAUAUUUGAUGAAACAUUCCAGUUCCCUGUGCCCUACGAGCAGCUGACAGGCAGGAAGCUUCACCUGAGUGUCUUUGACUUUGACCGCUUCUCACGUCAUGACAUGAUUGGUGAGGUGAUACUGGAAAACCUCUUUGAAAUGUCUGACCUCUCACGGGAGACUUCCAUCUGGAGAGACAUUCAGUAUGCCACUAGCGAAAGCGUUGACCUGGGGGAGAUAAUGUUCUCCCUUUGCUAUCUGCCCACUGCAGGACGACUUACUCUUACAGUCAUUAGGUGCAGAAAUCUCAAAGCCAUGGACAUAACUGGUUACUCAGAUCCAUAUGUGAAAGUGUCACUGAUUUGUGAUGGGAAGCGACUUAAAAAGAAGAAAACUACAAUAAAGAAGAACACCUUGAACCCCACUUACAAUGAAGCCAUAAUCUUUGACAUUCCUCCAGAAAACAUGGAGCAAGUCAGCUUACAUAUAUCAGUUAUGGACUAUGAUUUAGUGGGACACAAUGAGGUCAUAGGUGUGAACCGAGUGGGCAGCCAUGCUGAGGGGCUUGGCAGGGACCACUGGAAUGAGAUGCUGGCUUACCCUCGGAAACCCAUUGCUCACUGGCAUCCACUCCUUGAGCAUAAGAAAUCUGAGAAAGAGUGGAAGACCCGAACCGCAAGCUUUGACAGUCAGGGGUCCUGUCCGUCUCCUCGACUCCCCUCCAGUCCGUAGGGCAGGGGCCUGAAGCACAUGCCUCUCUCUAAGGCUUCUCAAAAGCCAAGGAUCUACCAGGGAGCUGUGGUAAGAUUCACACAUCCUGAGAUGACCUGUGGUACGUCUGUCUGUGGACAUGGCUUAUAGCUCAGAAAGAAAGAAGACAGAGUCAAAGCUUUUCAUGUAUAUUGAGCCUAGCCAAGCUUCUGGUGGAUAAUCAGGUUUAUGUUUUUUUGUUUCAGCAGAGGUUUAAUUUUCCCUCACUGGCUGAAUUCAUGAGCCAGUCCAGAGUGUUAUGUUACUGAAUUGCCAUGUAUGGAUUUAAUUGCUCCAAAGUAGGCAAUUAAUAAAUGUAUAGUGUAUUUUAUGCUUGAAAUGUUAAUGUAAAGAUAUAGUUCAUUAAAUAUUAAACCAGUGUUUCCUUUUGUUUGUUUUAGUGAAAUUUAUGGGUUUUUUGUUUGUAGCAUUUGUAAACUGGUUUUAGACAGAGGAAGUGCAUAACAAAUGCACUGUGAGACGCACAUCUGGGUUUGUGUGAAUUAAUUCAGGAGAACUGCUGUGUGACAUCAGAACAGAGGUACUCCUUCAGUUGAUGAUGCGAUCCUGUUUGCCACCCAGCACGGUUUAAGCUUCAAGCCAAGAGACAAGUCUACAUUGCUUAAAUAGUUUCUGGUUGGCUGUUUACAAAUAAUCUUUUAAUUAUAUUUAUAUUUAUUUGAAGCCUUUCAGAAUUAUUUAGGCUUUUGUGAAAUUUUGUUGAAAUCUCAAACAUUAGAAUAUUGGAGAUAUUUUGAUACAAGAAGCUAUUAAAGGUUAUGUGAUUAUCCAUGGAAACAAAAUCUUUUUCAUUCUUGCAUUUAUCUUCAGUAUUUUUCCUAAUUCCUAUGUUUUUCUAUGUUUCCCCAGUUCCAGUAGUUUAGAUUAGAGUACAUUCUCAGAAGUGUUAUAUAAACAUAAGGUUGGACCUAUUCUGUAUUUCUCAUGUGGUUAAAUAGGUAGCAGAAAACAUGGCAAAGCGAUGGCAUCCUCAAAUUGUUCAGUACACAGAAUGGCUGCUAGUUAUUUUUUGCUGUUUUUUUAUUAUACUAGAACUGUUUUACUGGGUAAGUUUGCGAAUUUUUACAUUUUCCAGUGUACAUGCUGUUUAGCUGGAAAAAAAACAACCCCAAACUUUCUUAUCAUUGCCAUUUUUAUGUGACUGGCUGAGUAUGUCUUGAACUCUCUUCCUAUAUAAUGAAGAUCAUAUACUCUGAAGGCAGCCUUGGCUGAUGUUAAAGCAUAUCAUUACCUAGAUCUGAGUGAUUGUAUCUGGGACACUUAAUAUCUUAUCCUCAUUUCACUCUUCAUAAUGUGAAACUGGCACUGUCGAAGACAAUUAUAAUUUCACUAACCAGUAAUCAGAGGCUGCCUUUUAGCUUCCAGAUUAUUCUACUGUGAGCCAUAAAGACAAGUAAGGGCUCUGACAAAACAUUUGCUAGCUUCACUCUUCACAUCCCUAAAGCCACAAUCAGGAGCUGCAAUAAUCAGGACCUCGGCUCUGAUUUUAUGACAAGGGUGCACGGCCAACAUGCAUGUUGCAUUUUUUAGUGACGGCAGUCUUGCUGCAUUAUUCCUGUUUUAUGUGUCUUUUGUGUGUUAGCACAAAAAAAUUAGCCUGUCUACUGCAGAAAUUCCUGACUGGGCUCUUAAAGUCUAUUCAUUUUUUCUUUUAAUAUCAAUUCACAUUUGAGCAAACUGUGUCCAUUGUAGUGUAUUUUUCUUGUUACCUAAAUUGUUCAUAAGAUAAUGUAUUUUGUUAGUUUGUUAGUUGCUUUGGCAGAAACCCCUUGCUAUAGUAAUCAUAUUGAUCAGCGUUUCUGAAUCAAAGACCUAAUGUACUUCCAUUUUUCAGGUGGUAACAAGUACCUUUUCACUUUUAUAUUGAGAAUUUGUAUUUGUAAUGUAAAAUUAUUAAGUUAUUUGUUUCAGAGCACCCCUUGUAUUUCAUUAGUUAUUAAAGUUGUUGAUUCUAA